AUGGCGUCUAUACACUCUCGGCCAUCACCAACCUCAUCGUCCCCCUACGACUUCGACUCUAUCCCCGACGACGAAUCAUGGCAGUAUAUCGACUAUACAGCAAUCACCUCUGGGCCAUCGUCUAUUAGUUUUCUCUCCGAUCCUGCUAGUGGGAGUCUAGGAAGCUUCACUAUGGUUGGAAAUGUCCAUGGGACGCCGUCACCUCUUAUGCCAAGCAAUACCUCCCCUUCCUAUGCUGCCGGUAACACUCCUCCGCCAUAUGCCUCUACAAACAACCGUUCUUCACCAUUCAUGCCAGGAGACACACCUCCAACGUCAGCAGCUUCCCCCCUAAUACUAGGCGACAUGAAUCAAGCGACCUUCUUCACGGCCAAUGCAAACUUCCAGGCACCUUCAGACAAUGCCAACUCGGAUAUGUUCGCAACGACGACAGAUGGAGGAUAUGGACAGACACAGGGGUUCCUAACACCCCAACAGUACCUUUUCUCACAGCAAGACACAACUCAAUUCCAAACGCAGGGCUUGAAUGGUAUGCUGAAGAAGCGGGGGAAGGCCUCUCCUUCAGCGCAGAGUACUGAUGCUGCUGCAGACAUGACACUCAUGCAAAACUUCGGGGCCGAUAUGUUCUCGAUGGACGUGAACGGUCAGGUUCAAGUGCCCCAGAUGAACUUUAACAUUCAGCAGCCUAUGCAGUCAGAUCCUAAUGUUCCACCUUGGAAUCACACGCAUACAAGAGGUAGCGAGAGUGUCUUCAUCAUGGAUGACUUCAACAACUCCCCCUCACCUGCGAGCAACUACUCCCAGACCUCGUUCCCCAGCUCAAAAGCGAGCCCCAGUGGGAGCAAGUCGCCGACGUCGAUACCGAUCCGUAAGGUCAAGACUGGAAAAGUUGAGAAGAAGGCGAAGAAAACAGAGCAGUCUGGCAAGUUUGUCAUCGUGACUCCUAACUCUAUCUCAGCUCACGCCGGUCGUCCUAAUCCUUUCGAGUGCUUCGAGGCUAUGAACCGAACAAGUCAGCGAGGGCGUAAGGGACCUUUGGCGGAUGCUACCAAGGAGAAUGCUUUGCAGGUUCGAAGACACGGCGCAUGUUUCUGCUGCCAUAGUCGCAAGGUGAAAUGCGAUCUUGAGCGACCCUGCAAGAACUGCAAGAAAAUCAUAGUCCAAGUGCCACAGAUUGUUUGUUGGCGAUUCAACGACUUCUUGGGGAUCUUGUUUCCCGAGUAUAUUCGCGGACACUUGGCUAAAGACCAGAUGACCAAGUUUUUCUCAGAGAACAUUGCCGGGUUUCAUGUUCAAGGGGUUGAGCAAGUCUGCUCUAUUGAGCUCUUCUCAGGUCCACUGUUCAAUACUGUCCUGGCAAUACGGGCCAAAUUUUUCACACCAAAGACUGACGAGGUCAGGAGUCAUUGGCAGCUCCAGAAUAUAGGAGGGAACAGGGUCGAGCUGAAGAGCAACAGAGCAGCCAACAUCGGCGUUGAGCUCGACAACACAGCCGAGAGGGACACUCUCAAGAAACGAACCAAGAGGUACAUACAGGACCUUCUUACGGAGCCAUACUUUGUCGAUCAGGUCACAGACAACUUCCAAAGUACAUGUUUGCCCCAGAAGGUACUGAGGAUCGUCAAGCAGUAUGCUGACGAGACCGAGUCCCUUAUGGUUAAGCGUGCUUUGUCCAUUUAUUGCAUGCACUACAUCAUGACAAGGCAACUCUGCCUAACUCAAGAGACUGCUGAUGUCCUUCGAUCGAGUGGCAUGAUCGACCAGGGUGACAACUAUGUUACUCCUCGAGUCCUCGCACGACAGAUCAAGUCAAUUGUAGACGAGCUGAUGCAGCGCGAAAUGACACAACUAUUUGACCUAUUCUCCAAGUCACUCAAACCAAAGUCUCGGCGCGAAUGGGCGCCAUGCACCGCCGCCUUCCUUGUUCUCUGCCUCUUCAUGGAGGCGGUUGAAACGGCAGCUGACAUCUUUGUGAUCUCCCAAAACGAGAUCAACAUGAGGAAGAGCGCAAGACCCGAGUACGAGAGAAGCCUCGCGCUGAAUACCUGCGCCGAGGUUGAGAACAUGCCCUUCAGGCAGUUCGCCUACCAGUUCCACCAGAUUUACCAGACGCACAGUAAGGAGGCCAACACGAAAGGCUUCAACCCCUUGCUGGACAGCAGCUUUGCCGAACAGGACGAGCUGGACGGACCGGCGAUCAAGUUCUCGGCUCAACUGAGAGAAUUAUUGUUUGGCGAAAGCUGGCAAGAGUUGCAAUUUCUAGCAGCCAACGACUGGCUCAACAACAACGCGAGCCAUCCUUUCCCAAUGAAUCCUCAGACACUGUACACUGGACGCCUCGUGGCGAGGUUCCUUAUGUCGUUCCAAGACGACAGAGCCAUAUUUGGAGACAGUGGUUGA
Molecule: messenger RNA, 2400 nt
Organism: Fusarium coffeatum
Lineage: Eukaryota; Fungi; Ascomycota; Sordariomycetes; Hypocreales; Nectriaceae
Exons: 3
Coding region: 1-2400 (799 amino acids)
Biological process (GO): regulation of DNA-templated transcription
Molecular function (GO): zinc ion binding; DNA-binding transcription factor activity, RNA polymerase II-specific
Source: RefSeq, a predicted model, not a curated record